Pocillopora verrucosa is the source of this 1382-nucleotide messenger RNA. Lineage: Eukaryota; Metazoa; Cnidaria; Anthozoa; Scleractinia; Pocilloporidae. The record is from RefSeq and is a predicted model, not a curated record.
UUUCAUGCUUGCACAAUUGAUAAUUAUUAUUACAUGUAUUGUUAUUAUUUUUAAGCUUGUCAUUAUUUUUAUACUAGCCUUCGUCAAUCAAAGGGUCAAAUCUGGACUUCAAAACUGCAAUGGAUAUCCUGGUUUGUUGAUACCAUUUGAUUUUCUAAGUGGUUUUGGCAACAUUCAUCUUUGCUGUUAUGUUUGGAGCCACUUCCAGCACAUGCCUGAAUAUGUUUUUACAACCAAAAAAUGGAAUUUUUCAAAUGCCUGACCCAGCUGGAUGGGUGCAGGCUCAACUUCUUGAUACUCCAACGAGUCAUAAGGGAGAUGACCAAUUUGUUGCAGCCAACAGGGGCAGACAACCAUUUUCAGCAAAUACGAAUUGGCAUCAAAGCAUGCGUGCUGAUGAUUCCCCUGCUGGGUGUCACGUGGCUAUUCGGUCUUCUCUUGCCUGUGCAUAAAGCUUUCGCUUACAUCUUCACCAUACUCAACUCUAUUCAGGACAACUAUACAAGGAAGAGCUCACAGGUCAAUCCAAGUGAGGUUGGGGAUAUAAAGGCAGUUGAAUUGCAGUCUUUUGCUAAAUUUGAAUCGAAAUCGCACUUAACUGGAUCCAGCCAACUGGAAAUAACAGUCAAUUACUUGGUACAAGUACUUACAGCGAUUAGUCGGUUGCGAUCGGUCUGAGUUGCGAUCUGCAGUAUGCUGACGACUAUCCUUCGAAUAAGAUUACAGUCUGCCACAGACGAGGCGGGAAUUUAUGCCAGGAAAUCAUGACUCUUCUUUCUUCAAAAAAGCACUCUAACACGCAGCUUUAAUGGAGUGUAUUUAUUUUUUGAUUCUUGGACGCUAACUCUCUGCGCUUACUGCAUGAUUAUUUCAUAUUCGGCGUUUUACUUAUUGAGUUUUAAACAAAUUUUUCAUCAAACAUUAUUAUUACUAUUAACAAUAAGCUAUGGAUAAUAACUGAAUAUAAGUUUCUAGAAAUUUCGAGAAUGCCUAGUCAUGCUGAUAUGAAUACCAAGGAACUUUCUGCAGCAUUUUACUGGGUUUCGUAGUUAUGAUUUAACACUAAAAAUAUAGUUGUUUUGUAAGCUUCCAGAAUUUUCUAGAAUACUUUAUACAUAAGGAGUCAGUCGUGUAGCAGUAGUACUAGUUGUUGUCGGGAGUGACUGACUUUUCAGAAAGCUAUACCGAAAGAGAGCUACUGUAGAAGAUUGUUAAUUUAAGGGAACUUUGGAGACAACUGUGAGAUCGUGUCAAUGGUGAGCUAAGAUAUAGUUUUUAGUGGGCUUCAGUAAGUUUAUUUAAGGAUAAGUGUUCUACUUCCCGUUAAGAGUCGCUCAUUGAUGAGAAUAUUACAAGUUGUUUAAUUAAGUAGUCGGGUUUGU